GGUCUGAGCCUCUUCGCGUCCUUUAUGUUCGUAACUGGUUUUACUAUGUAUUUCAACAUGAGGCUACACAGGACAUGCAUUUUUCUGUUCAUGAACAUCGUCCUGGUCACAUCGGCCAGAGAACCAUCGUGCCCGGCGUGUUCAAGAUAUGACUUUGAAGAGCGCCUUCUUGAGAGGGUCCUCCGCAAUAAACUGGUCAUCGAAACAAUGCUGAAGGAAACACGCGAGACUAAUAUCAAGGUGGAAUCUGCCAUUAAGUUGAUGCACGAGGACAGAGGUAAACUAGCGGAUUCUCUAAAUGGUUUGGAAAAAUCGAAUACAGAAAUGGAUACAGAGAUGAAGGGAAAGUUGCAAGGUGCUCUUAAAAAUAUGUCCGAUUCUCUGGCAUUCGUGGAACAUUUGCAAGAAGAAAUGGGGACCAAAUUAGACAACACAAUCAAAACCGUGAUGACAAAUAUAUCUGAUGCUUUAGCAUAGAUGACACAAAAUGCGUCAAUCACGGGGUUGCAGUUGAAGAAGGAAAACGAAAUUUUGAAAGACCAGUUGACGAUUCCAUUUAUUUAUUUCCAUGCAAAUGCACCAGCAGCUUACCACCUUGUGACCGGUCAAGACGUUAUCUACACUGAUGUGCGGGUCAAUGAAGGUCAAGGGUAUGACCCGAAAACCGGCAUUUUCACCGUGUCUGUCCCAGGACUGUAUCUAUUUACAGUUCACUACAAUGUUUAUUAUUCAACAUAUACUUACCUCGCAAUCACCCAUCAAGGAAUUCAGAUACAGCCAUCUUUCUCUCAUUCAGUGAGCGGCGAGUUCGCGACCUUUUCUAUGCAGGUCUUCAUUAGGGCCGCCAUGUCAGACAAGAUCUGGGUGGAAUCCACACACAGAGAUACCAAGUUACAUGGUAGUGAUCCUCACAAUUCGUUUAGCGGUGCACUGAUUCACAUGUGAACUAAUGUCACCUGCUGUAUACAGAAACAUGUGUUUUGGUUACUUUAUCGUUCUUACAAUAACCGAUAUGUAAACGUGAGAAAACUAUGUUAUUGUUCAUAUCGUCGCUUGAUUACGGUUAAUUGUGUUGCUAUUUACAAACAUGAUUAAUAAACUCGGAUGAUAACUUAAUAAUUGCUUUAAAUAAGCUUUGUCGUAAUUAUUUAUGGGUCGAAAAAUACGUAAAUAGUGUUGCUCACUUCCCAACAUUUGGCAUACGCAAACAUACGUAAAACCUUUGUCAGGCUUUGUGUUAAACAUUCUUAUGAGGUUAAACAUGCACACAUAUAGAGUUUUUUAGCAGCAAGCACGUUCCGAUGCAUGUUAAAUUUGCAAACUAUGCGAAUUAAGAAUAACGAACGUUGCGCAUAUAUCGGUCGAGUGAAAUGAUCUUCGUGAAAUUAAAACAGCUUUGCUUAAAAUACAAUUAAAGUAUAAAUUACGUUUUUAAUAACACACAUGAAUCACGUGGUCACAAUAUGAGGAUCACGUUUACUAUACGUUGAUCAUGUGCUUAUCAUAAGGAACUUAAAGGAUCAAUACGAUUAACCUAUACGCCGUACUCUGUGAAAAGUGAGUUUCGUGCAUGUGCGCAAAGUGUCGUCCCAGGUUAGAAUGUCCAGUCCGCACAGGCUAAUCAGGAACAAAACUUUCCGCUUUUAUAAUAUUUUUCGUUUUAAGAAAGUCUCUUCUUAGCAAAAAAUCCAGGCUAGGUGGAAAGUGUCGUCCUUGAUUAGCCUGUGCGGACCGCACAUGCUAAUAUGGACGACACUAUACGCACAUUCAUUAAACACCCUUUUAACAGAACAAGGCCGAUAUGCAUACUUUAAUAUCGUGUUUUCGUCUUCGUAUGAUACUUGUUGUAAAUUUUGUGAAUCAUAUACGCCAAAGUAUGACAGAUUAUUUACGUUCGACAAUGGACUUAUUUCGAGCUUUUUCUUUGUAUUAGUUAAAAUGGUUGACAGUUUUUGGAUCUCAAUUUGGUAUAUGAUUCUGCGUUUGCCCUUACAUGAUUUUUAACUAGAACUUUAUAUUACCGAUACUUAAAGUUGCCUGGGUAUGGAAUUUUGUGAUUAUCUCAUUUCAAAACUUAAAUAAGAUUUUUGUUUGAUCCCAUCAAUAGCAAUAUGGUAAAAAGCUGCGUGUGCAUACACUUAAUAUGUAACCAAUAAACAAUAUGCUCAGUGA
Dreissena polymorpha is the source of this 2172-nucleotide messenger RNA. Its product is annotated as collagen alpha-1(X) chain-like. Gene Ontology annotation, molecular function: protein binding. The transcript has 2 exons. The coding region runs from base 478 to 945 and encodes 155 amino acids. The record is from RefSeq and is a predicted model, not a curated record. NCBI's taxonomy places the organism in Eukaryota, Metazoa, Mollusca, Bivalvia, Myida, Dreissenidae.